Chenopodium quinoa (quinoa) is the source of this 1974-nucleotide messenger RNA. RefSeq lists its product as uncharacterized. Gene Ontology annotation, molecular function: oxidoreductase activity. The record is from RefSeq and is a predicted model, not a curated record. The coding region runs from base 174 to 1775 and encodes 533 amino acids. The transcript is spliced from 13 exons. Lineage: Eukaryota; Viridiplantae; Streptophyta; Magnoliopsida; Caryophyllales; Amaranthaceae.
GUCUUAAGGCUCUAAUGAAUGAAAUUAGUGAUUCAUGAGCAGUAUACAUCAGUGGUGAGGAUUGAAGGAAACCAACAUAACAUGACAUAACAAUUAUUUAUUUAAAACAAAAAAAAGUGUUCAUAUAAAAAACUAAAAAGUAUUCAUCUGAAAAAAGAAAAGAAAAAAAAAAGAUGUUGUCUUGCUUGAAAAUCACCCCUUUAUUUGUGUCAAAUUCAUGUAAACAUAACAGGAGUAGGAGAUUUAGUUGCAGGGCAGAAAGUUCCCAAAAUCAGGGCCCACAACCCAAAGAAAGCAAGAAGAGGGUUUUGGUUGUUGGGUCGGGUUGGGCUGGGCUUGGUGCGGCCCAUCAUCUCACUAAACAGGGGUUUGAUGUUACUGUUCUUGAAGGGGGUGUGGAAUCUGGGUUUUCUACUUAUACUCCUGAUGAAGUUGGAAUUCAAGGUUUUUGGUACCCCUACCGCAAUAUAUUUAGCCUUGUUGAUGAGCUUGGCAUCAAACCAUUCACAAAUUGGUUGAAAUCUGCACAGUACUCUGAGGAGGGAUUGGAGGUGGAAUUCCCAGUCUUUCAAGAUGUGCCUCAACUGCCUACUCCACUGGGACCUCUAACACAGACCCAAUUCACGCGGCUACCUUUGGUGGAUCGAUUGACAUCACUUCCUCUAUUGGCUGCAGUGAUAGAUUUUGACAACACUGAUUCAGCAUGGAGAAAAUAUGAUCCAAUUACUGCAAGAGAGCUCUUAAGACAAUUUGGAUGCUCGGAGAAGCUGUACCGAAAUAUUUUAGAGCCAUUGCUUGAAGCGCGUUUAUAUGCACCAACUGAGCAAAUCAGUGCAGCUGCCACUCUGGCUGUGCUCUACUACUAUGUCAUUGCUCAUCAGGAAAAUUCUGACAAGUUGCUGUGUCGCGGAAGUGUGAAAGAAAAAAUAUUUGAGCCAUGGAGGGAGUUGUUGAAAAGCAAUGGGUGUGAAUUUCGUAGAGGCAGAGGAGUUACAGAUUUCUUCUUCAGUGAAGAAACAGGUUGUAUUUCAGAAGUACUUUGCGGGAAUGACAGAAUAAAGGCUGAUGCAGUGAUCUUAGCUCUGGGUAUCUCCAACCUUCAGGAAAUCAUACAAAGAAGUUCAGCAUUAUGUAUGAGGGAAGAGUUCCUGAAAGUUCUGAACUUGGCCUGUGUUGGUGCACUUUCUGUUAAACUACGUCUUGAUCAAAAGAUUACCAUUCCUAAAGCAUGCAACGCCUGCUCGGGAUUUGAAGCAUUAAGUGGGUGGACUUUCUUUGACUUGAAUGCUAUCUAUGAGGAGCAUGAAAAUGAUGAAACGACAAUCUUACAGGCUGACUUUUAUCAUGCAAAUGCACUCUUGCCCCUGACCGACGAACAAAUCUCUGCCAAAGUCAUGUCUUUCCUUUCAAGAUGCAUUAAAGAACUUGCAGAUGCUCGAAUCAUUGACAAGGAGAUUAAACGAUUUCCAAACUCCUUGACUCAUUUUUUCCCAGGAUCUUACAAGUACUCAAUGCGCGGGUCAACUUCUUUCCCGAAUUUGUUCAUGGCAGGAGAUUGGAUAAUAAACAGACAUGGUUCGUGGUCACAGGAGAAAUCCUAUGUGACCGGACUUGAGGCUGCCAACAGGGUGGUGGAUUAUCUAGAGGAAGGAAGUUUUGCAAAGAUUAUUCCGAUUAAGGAGGAUGAACCUCAUAUAGAAACACUUCGGAAUCUGAACAGAAGUUUAAAUGAGUUCAGAGCUCAGCUUCCUUGGUCCAGUUAUCUCCUUCAGUGAGAAGAUUAUACCUACAUAGUACUAUAAACUAAAAUGUUAUAUACAACCAUACUAAGGUCCUGUUUAUAAAUUCUCUCAUGUUUGUCCUGAUGUACAGGUUUUAAAGUUCUGUUAAUAUUUUGUACAUGAUGUAUUCAGUUUAUUUUUUAAAAAAAAUGUAAUGAAAACUGUCGUUUAUAAUACUGCAGCAAUUGAUACA